Messenger RNA from Danaus chrysippus (African queen), 1380 nucleotides. NCBI's taxonomy places the organism in Eukaryota, Metazoa, Arthropoda, Insecta, Lepidoptera, Nymphalidae. The record is from the annotation of a GenBank genome assembly.
AUGAUUGCAAGACCAUGGACCGAUGACUUGCCAAAAUGUCGGAAUACGUGUGUUGCAUCCUAUUUUUCACCAUUCGAUGGUAAUGCUAGUUCUAACGACGAUUAUCUUUGCUUUUACUGCCAAACUGAGGAUAAUUCUUGCUUAUAUGGAGUGUUCGAGCCUCACAAUGGGUUGGACGCAGCUCGUUUUAUUAUGCAGCGUAUGGCAGCUGAGCUGCUUUUCCCACCACCCAAUGCAGCCAGUACUGAUGAAGAAAUACGGGAAAAAUUAAGAAAUGCCUUUGUGUCAGUCGAAAAAGCAUAUAUAGAGAACUAUGACGGUAUGAUCGCUGAGAGGACAAGUUUACAAUAUAGAUUACAAAUACUUAAUGCACACACAACACAUAAUGCACAGAUGUCACAAAAUUACAACAAUAUUUUAAAACGUCUGAAGGAAAUUGACCAGCAUUUAUCAGGGGGAGCAACAGUUGUUGUGGCUUUGGUGCACCACAACAAACUUUUUGUGGCUAACGUUGGUGAAACUCGGGCAUUAUUGUGUAGAACAGAUGACAAUGGUGUGUUGAGAGUGAUUCAAUUAACGGUCGACCACAGUUUGAAUAAUGAAGAUGAGCUGUUACGACUGUCUCACCUUGGAUUGGAUGUUAAUAAGUUUAGAAAUGCCCAAUAUCUUGGAAAUCAGACGGGCACAAGAUGUCUCGGUAACUAUCUUGUUAAAGGCCUGUACCGAGCCUUCCCUGGCCUUGGCAAUGCAACCAGCGACCCUGUGAUAGCUCAACCAGAGAUACACGGACCAAUUAAACUUGAUGAAUCAUGCAGAUUCCUAGUCCUAGUCACCGCUGGUGUGUACAAAAGAUUACAGGAAAUGAAAGGCGGUAUAGAACAAACUAAUAAACAACUAUCACAGAUAAUCGUAGAAAACUUGCGUAAAGAUAUGGACUUCAAGAAAAUCAGUCAAUCAGUAUUAGAAGAAAUCGAAGAAGAAUUCCUAUCGUAUUGCAUCAAUAAUAAUUUAACACCGAAAUCCAAUACACAUGUAACAUUAUUGAUACGAAACUUCAAUUUUCUUCCCCCCAUCCCUCCAAAAGAAACGAAUACAGUUCAGAAACAGAACGCUGUCAGAUUCAAUCCGAUUGUUCAAUCGAAAUCGAAUACGCUCCUGAACGAAAUCGAUUCUGAACUGUAUUCGUCCGGUACUAAUGAUAUGGGAACGAAUGAUUCAAACAUCGAUACAAAUAGAUCGAUUGAAUCUUCCUCAGAUAUAUAUCCUAGUCGCCCGUAUGAGAAAGAUAAACGUAUUAAAGGCUACGUAGAUUUUUCGUGCUAUUAUGAAAAUGUUGCUAAAGCUAGGAAGAAUGGUACGCUGCCUAGUUUCAUUAAUUAA